Rhodotorula toruloides NP11 is the source of this 1917-nucleotide messenger RNA. Its product is annotated as ferric-chelate reductase. The transcript is spliced from 6 exons. The record is from RefSeq and is a predicted model, not a curated record. NCBI's taxonomy places the organism in Eukaryota, Fungi, Basidiomycota, Microbotryomycetes, Sporidiobolales, Sporidiobolaceae. Gene Ontology annotation, molecular function: ferric-chelate reductase activity. Gene Ontology annotation, cellular component: plasma membrane. The coding region runs from base 1 to 1917 and encodes 638 amino acids. Gene Ontology annotation, biological process: intracellular iron ion homeostasis; copper ion import; iron ion transport.
AUGAUGGACAUGCACUCUGUAGCUGCCAACUUCACCGGAGUCGAUGCCUGCUACCUCGGAAACCACAAUGGCUCGUGGCCGAACGGGACGCUCGGAGCGGGAACGUGGACCGAGUUCGGGAAAUAUUCGCCGAGUAUGGAUGAGAUGAUGGCCUGUCAAGCUGGCAACGACCCGUGGUCGGCGAGCUACAAGUACGGCCUCUGGACGACCUACUUCUUCCUUGCGCUCUUCGUCGCCGCCGGCAUCUACAACGCCUUCCUCUCGCUAGACACGCUCAACCGCAACGCGACCCUCCUCUCGCCGUUCGCCAUUCCACCGAGGAUCAAGGCCAUCGUCCGCUCUCUCGACCAGCGGAAAAUCUCCGGACUCUUGCCGGAGGUCGGCGUCGUCUUGCUCGCGACCGUCUUUGCGGCUUUCAGCCUCGCGGUGUGCUUUGGUAUCAGGCCGUACUACCGGCCGCCCAACUUUGGCUCGUCCCCGCUCGGUCUCCGCAGCGAAUGGAUCGCAACAGCCCUCAUCGUCUGGAUCAUCGCAACAGCGACUAAACGCAACCCUCUCUCCUACCUCUCCGGCAUCCCGUUCCACCGCCUAAUGUCCCUUCAUAAACUCCUCCCCUGGUUCUGCCUCUUCUUCGCGCUCGUACACACGGUUGCGAUGAUCAUCAGGGCGAACAAGCAGCAGCCUUGGCGGGUUACGCUUGCGACCAACUCGGCGUAUGGGUGGUCGGCUUGGACCGCCCUCGCCUCACUUGCCUUCCUCUGCCUCGCCUCGCUCCCGCCCAUCCGCCGCCUCUCGCACGAGUUGUUCUACCCAGCACACAUCGUUGCCGCGAUACUCAUGCUCGCCGCCUGCUACGACCACUUCGAGGGACUCCUCGGCUCGUGGUCAUACCUCUACGCCGCGGUGGUCCUCCUUGGGUUUGCGUUCGUGCACCGCUUUGCGGCGGUUGCGUUCGUCUCGCGCUUCUUUACGAGGCCGGAGACUGCGGUCGUCGAGAUGGGCGGCGACAAUGUGCUGGUCGUCAAGGUCGACGUCCGGAAUGCCGAGAUGAAGUGGUCUGCGGGCCAGCACGUCUUUGUCCGCUUCCUCACCCUCCAUCCUUGGUCGACCCACCCGUUCACCAUCGCCUCGCUCGACGCCUCGACCACUUCUUUCUUCCCCUCUGACCCGCUCAAACGCCAGAUGAAGUUCUUGAUCCGCCCUCACUCAGGCUUGACCGCCCGCCUCGCUCACCUCGCCACCUCCUCUUCCUCACCCCUCUCAGUCCCAGUCCUCCUCGACGGUCCCUACGGCCCCUCCUCCCCCCUCUCCACCAUCCUCUCAGGCUCCAACUCCGCACUCCUCGUCGCAGGCGGAACAGGCAUCUCCUUCGUCCUGCCUUUGCUCUCUGCGCUCGUUGAAGGGACGGAGGUGCAUGCGGUAAGGAGUGUGAAGCUCGUUUGGGCGGUCAGGAACGCGGAGUGUGUGGAAUGGGUCAGGCAAGGGUUGGAGCGGGUGGUAGGGUUGGUCAAGGACGAGAAGGAGAAGCGCGGGAAGGCGGGAGGCGGCUGGAUGGGCGUCGAGAAGCUCGAAGUCGACAUCUUCGUCACUCGCUCGGAGACGCUUGUGCUGGGAGGGAGCAAGGCCUCCUCGUCCGAAGAUCUCGGCGGUGUUCAGGAGGUCGCGUCGCCGCCGCUCGUCUUGCAGUCCGGUAGGCCUGACAUCGCCAAGACGGUUGACACGGCGACGAGGACCUCACAGGACAGGCUUGCCGUUGUCGCUUGCGGCCCGUUCUCGCUCCUCCACGAGACUCGCAACGCCAUCGCACGCGCACAACUCGCCAUCGCCAUCCACGGUACCGUGAAGAGCGAGUCGGAAGGGAAGCCGGUCAGGGGCGUGGAGGAGAUUGUGUACUGGGAGGAGAAGUACGCUUUGUGA